Wasmannia auropunctata (little fire ant) is the source of this 856-nucleotide messenger RNA. RefSeq lists its product as uncharacterized. The coding region runs from base 1 to 801 and encodes 266 amino acids. The transcript has 7 exons. Lineage: Eukaryota; Metazoa; Arthropoda; Insecta; Hymenoptera; Formicidae. The record is from RefSeq and is a predicted model, not a curated record.
AUGUAUACUGUGUUCACGCCAGGAGGCAAAGACGCAUUGGCGAUCGAGAGGGAGUCGCAGAUCUUGGCGAUAUUCGACACCAUGGGACACGGCGUUGUUUUCGACGUGGACGGCGCUGCGAGGCUGUCCUACAACCAGAUCGGAGGAAUUUUUACGGACAAUCCAGCCGGUCUGCCUUUCGUUUGGGCCUGGAACGCGAAUCCGAGGGAGUCGAUGCUCGAGACCGUGUACACGGAAAAUUCAACCGAUUGGCCGCAAAUGGAAUUUUUCCUUCCGACUGGUAGAUCGAUGGAAAGUUCCGGAAAUGUUAAGACACCGGUAUCACCUCAGUCCAGCCUGAGAAAUAAGGAAAAGAAGGUCGCCGAGGUGCAGAAACCUGUUGUCGUGGAACGACAAGAAGAGGUCGGGAGCAAAUCGAAUGUUGAUCAAGAUUUUCCUAAGGAAGACAUCUAUCACAUAAAAAUAAUUUGUAUGAAACUAAAUAAAUUCCUUGGCUUGCGAAUCAUCGAUCGAAGGAACAUCAGUUUACGAUUUUCCGCUAGAAAGAAGAGCGUCAGGAUAGAAUUAGGUACAAUUCUGAAUUUUAAUAAAGAAGUAGCAUCUUACACGGUGGAAUCGCAUGAAUGGAUAAGCGAUAUGCUGAGAUGCAGAUUCCAAGAGAAUUUAUCCAAGAGAUUGGAAUCCGAAAACAGUCUGUACGAUUUAGCUAAGGAAUAUCGAAAAGUGAAGAGAUACGCGAAGGAACGUAAAGCUAUGAUCGCCAAGUACAAACCUUUUUCCCGCGAUCAGCCGCGCCUCUAAUUAAUUAAUUAAUGCAAAACUUAAAAAAAAUAUCUAAAAAUUUGUUUUGAAUAUC